GAGGAAGUGAACGCAGCAGCUACUAGCAUUUGGCUGUGAACGACAGCCAAGUUACAGAACUUUCACCGGAGUUAAUAAGAGACUGCAUCUUUAAAGAUUGCCAUAUGGAUUCUCCUUUGCAAUCUAAGAAGGCUAACGUGAAUCGAGAGCCGAAGCGCACCCAGAAUCAGUCGAGCACUCCUCCUCAGAAAGAUGCCUAUGCCAGGCUUCUCAGCCAGCACCGCAGCAGCAAGUUCAGUUUGUAUCUAGAGCAAUAUGCAAAGGACUUGUCAUGUCAAAGGGAAGGAAAUGGGCCAAGCACACUGCUCAAAGCCCAGAGUGACAGGCUGAACAUACCACAGAGAAAAAGAGACCAAGUGCCUAAUGAUUUCUCUGAUUCGAGUGACUUCUCCCCCUCUUCCUUGAGAAGUAAAGGAGAGGACAGUUCAUUGUCCUUGUACAUGGAGAAAAUAAGCAGUCGCAAUCCUCAGCAGGACUGUGAAAGGAAGCAAGGUGUGUCUGACAGGCAGCGACGGGGACAGAGAAGGGACACCACCACCAGCCAGGAUGGGGACAUUGAGUCUGGGGAGGAGCUCAGCUGUUUAACACCUAAUGAUUCGCACAAACCUCAGAAGCAGCAGAAGAAAAACAAGGACUCAAAAGGGACUGACUCGUUUGUUGGUCUUCCUCAUUCUCCAAAGAAAGCCAGUACAAGUGGACAGGAACAAGAAAAGAUGAUGAAGUCGAAGAAAAAGAAUCUGCCAAAGCAACCAGACGAGGACAGAAGCAGAGAAGGGCCUGGGGCUGACACUCAGUUGUCAAGGCCCAUGUCUCCUCAUGGUAAAGACAAAAAACCGCAGCAGCCCCGAGGUUUAACUACCAAUUCUCCUGCUGACAAACGUAAGAACAAAGGAGGCAGAGGGGCAAGGAAACAAGUGUUUGAGUCCUACAUGACAUUUGAGGAGGUUUCCCAUGGGCUUAAAAGAGGAGAGCUCAUUCAGGGACAACUGAGAAUCAACCCUAAGAAGUACCAUGAAGCUUUCAUCCCAUCUCCUGAUGACACGCGGGAUAUAUUUCUGGAUGGGAUUGUAGCUCGCAACAGAGCACUGAAUGGAGACAUUGUGGUGGUGCAAGUCCUACCUCAGGAACAGUGGAAGGUUGUGAGGUCAGAUACUGACUGUGAGGGUGCCAGUGAGUCAGAGGCCCAGAGAGAACACAUUGCACAAACAAUGCAGAAGAAGACAGAGCGCACCCGAAGGCCUGAUGUUAUUGUGGAGGACCAUUGCAGUGACCAGGAUGAAGUGUGCAGCAAACUUCAGAAUACCACUCUCACUGACACAGGGCGACGCCUGGAAGACCCCUCAACCCCGCGGUCCAAUGGUGAAAUACUCCAAAAGACUGCUAAAGUCGUGUACAUUGUUGAGAAGAAACACUCAAGAGCUGCGACAGGCUUCCUGAAGUUCCUACCAGACAAGCCCUUUGCCAUGUUCUCCCCCGUGGACCACCGCGUGCCAAGGAUUAACGUUCCCCUGCCCGACUGUCCUGAAGACUUCAGAUCCCGCUCGGGCGACUACACCAACACCCUGUUCAUCUGUCGCAUCACCAACUGGGAAGCCGACAGCAACUUUGCAGAUGGUCAACUUGCCAAGACCCUGGGGCAGGCGGGAGAAAUCGAGCCAGAGACGGAGGGCAUCCUGACAGAGUACAAUGUCGAUUUUACUGAGUUCUCAGAUGAGGUGCUGGACUGCCUCCCCAACAACCUGCCCUGGACCAUCCCGCCUGAGGAGAUGAUGAAGAGGAGAGACCUGAGGAAUGAGUGUAUCUUCACAAUCGACCCUGCGACCGCCAGAGAUCUGGAUGAUGCCCUGUCGUGUAAACAACUCCCAGAUGGGAACUUUGAGGUUGGAGUCCACAUUGCCGAUGUGAGUUAUUUUGUGGAGGAGGACAACGCUCUGGAUGCCAUUGCCAGCCAAAGAGCAACUAGUGUGUACCUUGUUCAAAAGGUGAUUCCCAUGUUACCUCGGCUGCUCUGUGAGGAGCUGUGCAGUCUCAACCCUCUCACCGACAGACUCACUUUCUCUGUUAUUUGGAAAAUCACACCCGAGGGGAAGAUCCUGAGUGAGUGGUUCGGCCGUUCAGUGAUCCGCUCCUGCGUGAAGUUGAGUUACGACCACGCUCAGAGUCUGAUCGAGGCCCCUGAGAAGAUGUUCUCAGCUGAGGAGCUGCCACCCGUGGAUCCUGUGCAUCCAAUAGAUGAGAUCCACCAGGCUGUGCUCAGUCUGCACUCUAUUGCCAAGAACCUCAGAGCCCAACGCUUUUCAGGCGGAGCGCUCAGACUGGACCAGUUGAAACUGUCUUUCACUCUGGACAAAGAGACCAUGAUGCCUCAAGGCUGCUAUGUUUACCAGUACAGAGACAGUAACAAGUUGGUUGAGGAGUUCAUGCUACUGGCUAACAUCGCCACUGCCCACCACAUCUACCGCAAAUUCCCUGCGCUGGCCCUGCUCAGACGCCACCCUCCACCAAAAACCAAGAUGGUGGAUGAGCUGCAGGAGCUGUGUGACCAGCUGGGCAUUAACGUCGACCUGUCCUCUGCAGGAGCAUUGCACAAGAGUCUCAAUACUACUCUUGGUGAUGAUGAGUACACCAGUGCCAGAAAAGAAGUCCUCACCCACAUGUGCUCCAGACCCAUGCAGAUGGCGUUGUACUUCUGCACAGGUGCACUGACGGACGAGCAGCUUUUUAAGCACUACGCCCUCAACGUUCCUCUCUACACUCACUUCACAUCACCCAUCAGACGCUACGCUGACAUCAUUGUGCACCGGCUGCUGGCUUCUUCCCUGAAGUGCGGGCCUCACUUAGGGCUGUCAACAGAAGAAGUCCAAAAACAGGCAUCGCAUUGUAACGACAAGAAGACGGUGUCGAAGAAAGUCCAGGAGCUCAGCUCUGAGCUCUUCUUUGGAGUGUUUGUAAAGGAAUGUGGCCCCCUGGACUCUGAGGCCAUGGUGAUGGGGGUGUUGGAUCAGUCCUUUGAUGUGCUGGUUCUCCGCUACGGAGUGCAGAAACGCAUCUACUGCAAGUCUGUGGCGGGCCUGGACUCAUUUCACCAUCGUAAGGUGGGGAAGAAAUCAGAGCUGACUCUGGUGUGGACACCAGAGGACGCAGAAGAAGCUCCGGUGGAACAGGUCAUUUCAGUCUUCACAUUGGUGGAGGUGCAGCUCAAGGCCGACAGCGCACCAAUGAAAUACAGUGCAGUGCUCAAGAGGCCCGACAGCACUGGGUCAUAAACACUGACAUGUGCCCAGGAGCACACAAACACUUAUAUACGGAAAUUUGGAAUUGCACAUUUUCUUUUGUUAAGUAAUGACAUGACUUGACAUGUAGUUUAGAGGCAGUGUUACUGUGGUACGCAGGAAGUCACUGAUCAGAUCAGAGUCAGGUUUCAUUUGCAAAUCUUGCUGAGAUUCAUAUCAACCUGAAGCAUCACGCCAGUGGUUUUUCUUGUUUUAGUCAUUUACUACAAAUAACGCACCCACCUCCACAUACAUGAACGCUGCUCAUUCUCCACGGUGUAUUAUAGUGUUUCAUGUUUUGUUGACUUUUCUCUGUCUUUCCUCUCAGCUUUUCUUUUAUUCAUUGACAUGAAAUACAGAAGUCAACAUUCAUGGUCUUACAACAUGUAUCCAUCACAGCAAUAAAGUCUGUAAUGGUAGGCUAUACCAUUACUGGUCAUAAUCUAGGCCUAAAUGAAGUCACUCAUGAGCAGACUUCAGUUUUUAUGUAACUCAGUAUGGAUUUGAAAUUGAAUUUGGCCUCAGGUCUGACUAAAAGAACCAAGGCAGCAAUGAGUUUUAUUUUGCUGUUGAUUUAUUGACCUAAUGAGGUCAGUUUUGAUGUGAUAUAAUUGUGGCACAGUCUAAUGUGUGAAAACUGAUUUUUUUAACUAUUUUUAGUUUAAUACCGAUAAGUGGUUUCCUGAUUAGAUUGAGGAGUUGUGUUUGCAGACAACAGAGGAAACCCACACUGCAGAAUUUUACUUAUUGGCUAAAGUUUGGCCGUGGUGAUUGUGAUAUAACUUGUGGUGGUCACAGAGGAGCUACUUAGGUAAAACGGUUCAUAUGUAGCAUUAAUAGAAAGGUAGAAAGUUCAGAGUCACUCAACAGGUAUAGUAACAUUUGCGUAGGAACAAAGUAACACCAUCCAGGACUUUUUAUAUUGCCAGGGUGUGUAUUGUUUUAUGCAGGACGAGUGUUAUUUUGUGUUUUACCGGGUUGUUGGUUGAUUUAAGUUCUUAAAUUGAGAGUGUCGUGGAUCCAACCCGUUCUAGUCUACGAUGAUAUAACUGAGGUGUGCAAGUGAGGCCAAAGGUAGAUCAUUCAUCAACUCAUUGUUAUUGUUUUUAAUACAAAAUAUGGGAAUGACUUGAAUGUGAAAUGCUGCUGAAAAUGGUUGGUGGCCUUAAGAUCUUGAUUCAUUUUAUGUUGGUUCAAGUGCUUCCAACUGUUUUUUGUAAUUUUUUCUUUCUGUGCCUAAACUUGAUUUGUGCAGCACAAGUACUUAAUAGACCUCGUUAAGAUCAACUGUGAAGUUCAGCCUUACUUUACUCAAGUCAACAUAGGACAUAAUUUCAGUGCAGCUGCACAUUUUAAAAAUGGAUGUGGACCCAACCUUUGCUUUAUCUGAGUCAGUACGCCUCUUCAGUUGUCACUCAGUCUCAUUCUGAUUGAACAGUGCCAUGUGGUCAUAGAAAUUAGCUGCUACGUCUGCACCAUUAUUUGUCAAAUUUUUGUUUGGCAGUUUGUUUUUAGGUUUGUGUCAGAUUUUUUUGAAAGGUUACCAGCUAAUACUUUUAAGUUAUUUAUGGACUAAUAAUAUUUGACAUGGGCUUUAAACGUAUUUUUAAACCAGCAAGUAGUUGUACUGUUGUAAAUGUGUUUUUGUGAUUUAGAGAUGAAAAAGAAUAACAUUUGAAAGCCUUUGAAUCUAGUUAAGUCAAAAGAAGAUUGAACUAUAGCCUCUGUAUCUUCUGUAUAACGUCACCUGUAACUUUCAUUCUGGUCGAUAUUCAAAGUGCAUUUGUUCUCUGCUAACCCAGUAUACAGAGCAAUAGACAGUUGUCUCUAUCUCUACAAAAAUAAAUACACACAUGAAACCCACUGGGAAAAUAUUGA
This is a messenger RNA of Seriola dumerili (greater amberjack), 5150 nucleotides long. RefSeq names its product DIS3 like 3'-5' exoribonuclease 2 (gene dis3l2). Gene Ontology annotation, biological process: miRNA catabolic process. The record is from RefSeq and is a predicted model, not a curated record. The coding region runs from base 105 to 3266 and encodes 1053 amino acids. NCBI's taxonomy places the organism in Eukaryota, Metazoa, Chordata, Actinopteri, Carangiformes, Carangidae. Gene Ontology annotation, cellular component: P-body; exosome (RNase complex). The transcript has 21 exons. Gene Ontology annotation, molecular function: 3'-5'-RNA exonuclease activity; RNA binding.